CUCGGUCCUUCGACUUACUAUAGCCCGGCAUCACUCACGAUGCUGUCCCGGAAUUUCAGCUGUUUGGGGAGGUCAAGACAUAUCGUCCCCAGGUCGAGGACUAUGGUGUCAUACUCACCCAAAGUCCGCGCUUACCCGUUCCAAGUCUCGCCCAAAGACGCCCUUGAUAAAUGUGUCGUCUCCGACAGAGUAAUUGGGACAUUGGAAUGGCUGGUCGAAACUGUCACACCGGAAAACCUCGUUCCUGUCUACUUCCCUGCUUGGUUGAUCGACACAGAACUGGAGGGAAGAGUCAGCUUCACGAACAGCGGUUCCAAAUCACCAUCGAACUUGAAAGUCACUGCGGUAUCCUGGAACUCAUACCUUCCUGGACACACGAUGGAGAAAUUGUCGAUGAUUCCUCUGCUCUCCAAGGAAUUGAAUCACGAACGUCCAAUACCCUUCACGAGCGAUCUACGGACGCAGCAUGGGCGUCAGGUCGUAUGCCUUCCAUUCGAGACAUCGCCCUUUCACUGUCUUGAUGCGGCGAACACGAUGAGCUACGAGGGCAGUCGGGUGAGCGACAGCACGAGGUUGCACUCGGUCCAGCCUAACAUUUGGGCGGCUUAUCCUGUUUUACUACCGUUGUAUCUUGCGCAGUUUCGUCUGGAGAAUCAAGAGACGGUGCAAACGGCCGCGAUAGAAGCGUUUGCCGCUGAUGGCCGGAUUUUGCUCGAACGCUCGUCGCGGAAAAUACCAGCAGACGAAGAAGAGAUAUACAAAAGUGUGAUCUCCCGUGCGAGGGUCACCUUGGAUCGCUUCGGUGAUUUCCCGAUGCUUACCGGGCUAUUGAAUCGGUUCGAAGCCGAGAAAACAAAUCCGUCGGCACAGGACCGGCUAGACAGCCAAAAUUGGUUAUACCUGCAGGGAUCACCCACCCACUUUUCCAAUAUCAAAACAGUGACAUGCGAGACGUCGUUUACGGAAACGAAACUCUCUGAGCUGGCCGUCCUGAGCCGAUGGAUCGACCGAAAACUCGACCCGGAAAGCCUGCAAACGCUGGCCAAAUCCUCUUGGAAUUGGGACGACCUUAGAAUCCGGCCAUUCGUCGCUGAAGAAGUCAGUGCCGUCCGAGACUUUAUUGAAUGCGGCCAGACGCGAGCCGUGGCCUUCGCUGCAUCAGAGGCUGCAAGUGAAGACGCCGAGCUCAGAGCGGAGGCGGAACGCUGCGACAGCGAACGGAAUCAAACUGUACCUGGCUGGUGGCGGGAAUGGCAGCAGGGUCAGGAAGCGAAGAGCGGCGACACAUGAUCCAAGCAGCGGAGCGUGGUUCAAGCAGUCGAGCAAGUAGCGUGUAUUAUCUACAAAAUUGUAUGAUAUAAAGUCCUGCAUAGCAACAGAAGCACAGCAAUGUUAUAGACGGAGACAGAGCAGCUCCUUGUCGAGGAGGACAUCCUUCCUGCAGCAAGCCCGAGCGUCACUGGCGGCGUGGAAAUGAUGGAUGUAGUUGUGCGGGUGAUACCUCGGGCGUCGGUGGUGAGGAUAGUGGUGACCGCAGGGGGAAAUGCGAUCGAGGGCAGAGAUGUCACAUGUUUCUGGGCGAGGAUGGGGCUGUAUGUGCUCGUGGCAAGUCCAGUUGUGACGAUUCCCCCGAUAGAUGCUGGAAUAGAAGCGUUGAAUGCAUAUGGCGGUGUCAGUAUGAUUGGCGUCGGGAGAAGCGAGUUGGGAAGCGUCGUAGCAAUGGUUUGGGGAACAAAUGAACUGGUGACUGUUGCAGAUGCAUAAGAGGCCGACUGCGAUAAAGAUGCCGAAGCCGGUUGUGCAACGGUGGCAUUCUUCAACGAGUAGAAUCCCA
Molecule: messenger RNA, 1834 nt
Organism: Mycena citricolor
Lineage: Eukaryota; Fungi; Basidiomycota; Agaricomycetes; Agaricales; Mycenaceae
Source: the annotation of a GenBank genome assembly